Lottia gigantea (owl limpet) is the source of this 1892-nucleotide messenger RNA. RefSeq lists its product as hypothetical. The transcript has a single exon. NCBI's taxonomy places the organism in Eukaryota, Metazoa, Mollusca, Gastropoda, Lottiidae. The record is from RefSeq and is a predicted model, not a curated record. Bases 1 to 669 code for a protein of 222 amino acids.
AUGGCUCAAAAGGGUAUAACUUUAUAUACCGUUGGUUGUGAACCUAGUAUUACCCCCUACAAAGAAUUUUUCACUGCUAUUGCGUAUAUCACUGGCGGUCAGUAUGUUCCCUUGACUGGUGCGAAAUCUUUGACUCAAAUUAUUAUUGGGGGAGCCCAAGAGGAAAUGUCUCUUGAAAAAUGGAUGGAGGAUGUGAAUAAAGAAGUAACAGCCGAAAUGGAAGCGAAAGGUGGUAUUGACAUAGAUGAAGAAGCGGUAACUUCAAAAGUCCAAGCACUUUUCAAAUCCAAGGGUGCUAGGUCAAAACAACUCCAUCAAAAUAAGACCCAGUUAGCAGCUCCGAGUAGCUUUGCGUACAAGAUGUCAGGAAUGAGCAAACUAAGCGACAUAAAUGCCAUAUAUGACAAAGAAGCACCAGCCCCAGCUCCAGGGGCUUUCAUGAAAAAGGCCAAGAAGAAGGGUCUCUUGAACAGUAUGAGGUCCAGAAGCAAAGGAGGAGAUUCCGAGGACGAUGAUGAAGUUUGUGCUCCACCCCUGCCCAUGGCCUCCAUGUCAACAUUUGGUGAUUGUGAAGACGUAUAUGAAGUUGAGGAUGGCGAGAUUCACAUGGAACAAGCAAGAAGAAUGGUUCAAAAAUCGAAAAUGAGGAACAUGUCAAAAUAUAGUUAGUUGAUUUCGGGGAAAUUUUUUAACUUUAAAAGCAUGAACUUAUGGGGAUAAUUUUUGUAAAUAGCUACAGUUUUCCAACUAUUUAUUUACUAACAAUAAAACUCUCCAAGUGAUCGUACGUGUGGAACGAAUAAGUGACAUGUAAGCUAUGAAGAAGCAAAUUGAUAGGGCGAGGGGAGGUUAUGUGUCACCUUCAUAAAAUCGACUUUGUCCUGCCUCCAAUAACCAAUAAUGUUGUGAAGUGAAUUUAGGUUUUUAUAUGGAUGUCAAUGGAGGGUGUAUUCUAAUCUGAGACUUUUGUACAGAUAUUUCAAAAAACGCACUGGCUAUUUGCACCGUUUCUAUGGCUGCAAACAACGGUAGGGAUAAGAUAAGACCCGCGCUAAUUUUUUUUUUUUAAAGCGUGAAGCCAUUUUGAUUAUCGAGAAUGAUAUUAAGAAUGAUAUUAAGUAACUUUGUUAGUGUAAGGUAGGGAUAGCCAUAUGUUUUUAAUGCCCAUGCGGUACGAAUAGCCACGGCCUUAAGUAAUGGUCCACCAGUUGCCACAAGAAAUAGGCUUACUGUGAGAUCUUGGGCUUUAAGAAAUUUUAGGUUGUAACAUUGCGAUUAAGUAAUGUAACGAAAGGACAGGCACAGGCAUGUAGGCAAAUCCUCUAGAGAGAGAGAAUGGUUGUACAGUUAGUUUGAAGAAUGAUAUAGAAUAUUUGAAAUGAAAAACUAUAAUCUGAUAUUAGGGUUGGCUUGUGAAUUUAUUUCUGAAACGUUGUACUACGCUUAUCAUAAAUAUCAGUCUUGUCCAAAAACUAAAUUUUAUACUGCCCUACUUUUCUUUUGUUCAGAAGGGUUGAGAAAUCUCUAAGCAAUUUAAGUUCUUUUUGCUAUACUUCUAUUCAUGCCACAUAAUUGCCGUACUUUCUAUGUAAUUGCCUCAUAGAAUACCUCGCAUUCCAGUGUAUAUCAUGUAGGGCAUAAUUUGAUAUCCGGUUUCAGAAUUCAAGCCCAUCCCUCAACACAACGCAACUAAUUAAGGAAAAUCAAAAUUGGCAUCAAGCUGCUUUUGUUCUUGCUUUAUGCAAAAUCUUCAUAUCCUGCGAUUUAUUCUACUGCCCAAUCGCUUAAAUAUUUUUUAUUUUUUUACAGGCCAGAUAUAAGCCUAUAUUGUAACUUCUUUUGAGACUUUUGUUAUAUUUUUGUUAUUUGUUGUAAUAAAAUAAUUAAAAUUU